GACCAACAUGUGGUGAAGUGCCUGUGCUGACAGACCCCAUUCACUGCAGAAACACAUGCUGUUCAGAUCAGAGCUCGAACUACUUUCACUUCUGAGAAAGUGAAACUCAGACAGUCGUUGCCACUGAGAGGUGAAAUGGCGCAGAAAGGAGUUCAGCUGGACCGAGAAACCUUCUCUUGUUCCAUCUGUCUGGAUCUACUGAAGGAUCCGGUGACUAUUCCCUGUGGACACAGCUACUGCAUGAACUGUAUUAAAACCCACUGGGAUGCAGAGGAGGAGAAGAAAAUCCCCAGCUGCCCUCAGUGUAGGCAGACCUUCAGACCGAGGCCUGUCCUGCCGAAAAACACCACGUUAGCAGUUUUAGUGGAGGAACUGAAGAAGACUGGACUCCAAGCUGCUCCUGCUGAUCACUGCUAUGCUGGACCUGAAGAUGUGGCCUGUGAUGUCUGCACUGGGAGAAAACUGAAAGCCCUCAAGUCCUGUCUGGUCUGUCUGGCCUCUUACUGUGAGAAACACCUCCAGCCUCAUUAUAAAUCACCUACAUUUAAAAAACACAAGCUGGUGGAGCCCUCCAAGAAGCUCCAGGAGAACAUCUGCUCUCGUCAUGAUGAGGUGAUGAAGAUGUUCUGCCGUACUGAUCAGCAGUGUAUCUGUUAUCUCUGCCCUGUGGAUGAACAUAAAGACCACGACACAGUCUCAGCUGCAGCAGAAAGGACCGAGAGGCAGAGAGAGCUCGAGGUGAGUCGCCAAAACAUCCAGCAGAGAAUCCAGGACAGAGAGAAAGAUGUGAAGGUGCUUCAGCAGGAGGUGGAGGCUAUCAAUGGCUCUGCUGAUAAAGCAGUGGAGGACAGUGAGAAGAUCUUCACCGAGCUGAUCCGUCUGAUGGAGAAAAGAAGGUCCGAUGUGAAGUGGCAGCUCAGAUCCCAGCAGGACACUGAAGUGAGUCGAGUCAAAGAGCUUCAGGAGAAGCUGGAGCAGGAGAUCACUGAGCUGAAGAGGAAAGACGCUGAGCUGAAGCAGCUCUCGCUCACAGAGGAUGACAACCAGUUUCUACACAACUACCCCUCACUGUCAGCACUCAGUGAAUCUACAGACUCAUCCAGCAUCAACAUCCGUCCUCUGCGCUACUUUGAGGACGUGACAGCAGCUGUGUCAGAAGUCAGAGAUAAACUACAGGACCGAGCUCCACCUGAUCAAGAUAUUUCUUUGUUCCCUCCCCCUCGCAGAUCUGCAGAGCACAGAGAGAGUUCCUGUUCAGAGAAAGUGAAACUAUUUGAGUCACUGAGAGGUGAAAUGGCGCAGCAAGGAGUUCAGCUGGACCGUGUAAAAUUCACUUGUUCCAUCUGUCUGGAUCUAAUGAAGGAUCCGGUGACUAUUCCCUGUGGACACAGCUACUGCAUGAACUGUAUUAAAACCCACUGGGAUGAAGAGGAGGAGAAGAGAAUCCACAAGUGCCCUCAGUGUAGGCAGAUCUUCACACUGAGGCCUGUCCUGGUGAAAAGCACCAUGUUAGCAGAUAUUUUGGAGGAACUGAAGAAGACUGGACUCCAAGCUGCUCCUGCUGAUCACUGCUAUGCUGGACCUGAAGAUGUGGCCUGUGAUGUCUGCACUGGGAGAAAACUGAAAGCCCUCAAGUCCUGUCUGGUCUGUCUGGCCUCUUACUGUGAGAAACACCUGCAGCCUCAUUAUGAUGCUGCUCCGUUAAAGAAACACAAGCUGGUGGAGCCCUCCAAGAAGCUCCAGGAGAACAUCUGCUCUCGGCAUGAUGAGGUGAUGAAGAUGUUCUGCCGUACUGAUCAGCAGAGUAUCUGUUAUCUCUGCUCUGUGGAUGAACAUAAAGGCCACGACACAGUCUCAGCUGCAGCAGAAAGGACCGAGAGGCAGAGAGAGCUCGAGGUGAGUCGACAGAAAGUCCAGCAAAGAAUGCCACAACCAGAGCCCAGGACCAGAGCUCGAUUCUUAAAAUAUUCACGUGAAAUCACACUGGAUUCAAAUACAGCAAACACGCAUCUGUUAUUAUCUGAGGGGAACAGAAAAGCAACAUUAAUGAGAGAACAACAGUCUUAUUCUAGUCACCCAGAAAGAUUCACUUUUUGUUUUCAGGUUCUGAGUAGAGAGAGUCUGACUGGACGUUGUUACUGGGAGGUGGAGUGGAGAGGGAGAGGAGUUUGUGUAGCAGUCGCAUACAAGAAUAUCAGCAGAGCUCUGAAUGAAUGUAGACUUGGAUUCAAUGACAAAUCUCUGGCAUUAUAUUGUGACUUUGACAGUUAUAACUUUUGGUACAAAAAUGUCCACACUCCCAUCUCAGGUCCUCGGUCCUCCAGAGUAGGAGUGUACCUGGAUCACAGUGCAGGUAUUCUGUCCUUCUACAGCAUCUCUAAAACCAUGACUCUCCUCCACAGAGUCCAAACCACAUUCACUCAGCCUCUCUAUGCUGGACUUUGGUUUUAUUCUUAUGAUGACACUGCUGAGUUCUGUAAGCUCAAAUAGUUCAUCAUACUUCAUUUCAGGGACAGUGGGUUAAAUUCUGUGUUUUAAUCCUUAAACUUCUUUUGUCUUCAUGUUUGUUGCUGAGAGCUGAUUGUUGUGGCAUUUCUUCACUGCACAGAGAUCAGCUGUCAAUCAAACAUUGUGGGCGGUACUUUGACGUCUUCUCAUUAGUUGCUGUGUAAAUGUUUGAGUUUCUUUAGGCGGCGCUCCUUCCUGUGUCUGUUUAGCCAUGGAGGCUAUCACUGCUCAGGAUGACUUUUG
Micropterus dolomieu (smallmouth bass) is the source of this 2751-nucleotide messenger RNA. RefSeq lists its product as uncharacterized. The coding region runs from base 136 to 2490 and encodes 784 amino acids. NCBI's taxonomy places the organism in Eukaryota, Metazoa, Chordata, Actinopteri, Centrarchiformes, Centrarchidae. The record is from RefSeq and is a predicted model, not a curated record. The transcript has 3 exons. Gene Ontology annotation, molecular function: zinc ion binding; protein binding.